GUAUGUCCAUAAUUGUUUAUAAAUCUACUCAAGGUAAUACAACAAGGAAUGAUCGUGCGGGAACCAUGCCCCUGCAAGCUCCAAUGGCGGUGUCUCCCUUCCAGACACCAGCGCCACAGCCCUCUCCUUUCCAGCCGCAGCUGGUCAGCACCAUGGCCCCUGUUAACUUGACCAGUGCGCUUAACGCCGCCGGACCAUCACGCCUUCUGCAGGGUACAAAUCCACAUGUCACCCCUGAUGGUCACUACGUCUCAGUUGAGAGAAGUGACGACGAGUGGGAUAUUCCAAGGACCCACAAGAAGAAGAAAGGAAAAACCAUACGGCCAGCAACUUCCCAAAACUCCGCCUUCGAAAGGCUAGGGAUAGGGAAGAAGGAGCCAGCAAGGACGAGGGUCUCUCGUCAAGAAGAGGAAGCAGAAAGCCAACCCAGAGGACCGGUGGCUAACCGGCUAACCGUCCCAAAUGAUCACGUCCAGCAGAUGGAGGCGAAACUGGAAAGGUUAGAGAAGAAGGUUGGGGAGAAGAAUGACUGGGAUAAACCCCUAGCCGGGUCCCCGUUCACUACAAGGGUCCAUCUAACACCUUUCCCGCGAAAGGUCAAGAUAGACGCUCCAAGUACAGCCGGGCAGAGGGAAUCUGAGAACCUCACUCAAUUCCUUACUCGGUGGAAGGAAGAGGUAGACAAGGUAGAGGAGAUGGAUGACAAGACGGUGUUGUCCCUUCUCUUGAAUGGCUUACGUGCCGGGGAACUAUACAAGGAGUUCUGCCGGAAACCCCCGACCACGUAUCAAGAGGCCUAUCACACUGCAUGGGAAUUUGCUGAAGCUGAAACCCAACUCCGGGCGAAGAAGGAAACCGAGCAUGGUUUCAAGCCCAAGCCGGUGCAAGUGAAGAAGGAGGAAGUGCCGGGACCUAGCCGGCCAAGACACCACUAUGACCCGGUCGUCCGUGUGGUGAAUACGAAAGAAUUCCAAGAGAUCAGGAAAGCACCGGUCAUUCCUCCGGAAAAUCUUACCGGUCAAACAGGACGACAAUGGUCUGGCACGUAUUGUUCGUACCAUAGGUCAGAUUCCCAUAACACUUCCGAAUGCAAGAGUGUUUAUGGAGUCAUCCGGAAAAUGAUAGAUAGUGGAGAACUGGGCAAAGAUUACUUGCAGAAAGCCCAGGAGAAUAGUCAUCAAUGGGUUAGGCAAGCAGCCCAGGGAAAUGACCAGGACAAUGACCGGCGCAGGAAUAACCGGCAGAGGGAGCAAGAGCUUGCCCCUGACAAAGAGCAUAUUGGAAUGAUCUUCGGCGGACCCGAAGGCGGAGAUUCAGCCACGCAGCGGAAGAAUUGGGUCCGCAGCAUUUACGUUGGUGAAGUAAGUGCUGAACCGGCCAGGCGAAAGCAGGCCAGGAGGGAACCGAUCAUCUUUACUGAUCGGGACCUCCCACCUACCGAUGAAGAUCAUAAUGAUCCAUUGGUCAUCACCAUGGACAUUAAUGGGGUGGAUGUCGCCCGGGUACUUGUUGACACCGGCAGUAGUGUCAACAUCUUAUACCUGAAGACUUUCCAAAAACUCAGGUUGUGUCGGACACAACUUGAACCCCUCAAAACUCCUCUCUCAGGUUUCACGGGAGAUACAGUGGAAGCUGAAGGGUCCAGAGUUCUACCGGUCGAACUAGAAUCAGGUUUCACGGGAGAUACAGUGGAAGCUGAAGGGUCCAUAGUUCUACCGGUCGAACUAGGAUCGGGUGACAAGACCGUAUGGAAGAAGAUGCGAUUCAUCGUUGUGGACAUCAAAUGCGUCCACAACGCAAUCCUUGGAAGGCCAGACAUCAACAAGGUCUGGGCGGUGAUUUCCAUGCCACACUUGUGUAUGAAGUUCCACACUCCAGGUGGUGUGGGAGAGGUGAGAGGUGACCAGAGGAACGCCCGGGAGUGCUAUGCCCGGGCAGUCAAGAAGAUGACCAAGGGGGUCAACGUCAUCUCCCAAGAAAUCACAAAGGGAGAGACCCGGGAGAAACUUGAACCCGAGGCCGAGACGGUGGAGAUCGAACUUCACCCGGCAAUCAAAGGACAAACCCUCGCGGACUUCCUUGUGGAAAUGACCGGUAUAACUCCAGAUGCACCGGUCGACAAGCCCACCGAGCAAUGGUGGGAGAUGGCAGUAGACGGGGCAUCUGGUCUUAAAGGGUACGGGGGUGGUGUGGUUUUUACCACUCCUGAAGGGUUCAAGAUCUACCAUGCACUUGUCUUCAACUUCAAGCUGACGAACAAUGGGGCAGAGUAUGAAGCUCUGGCUGGAGGGCUCAGACUUGCCCAAGCCCUGAAAAUCAACCGGGUCAGUAUCAAAUCUGACUCCAGUCUGAUUGUUGGGCAAGUGACCGGUACCAUGGAAGCCAGAGAAGGACGAAUGGCACAAUACAAAGUGCUUGCCUUGUUGAAAGGCUUCGAGGAAUUCAAGAUCGCCCAAAAUCCCCGGGCGGAGAACGCAGAUGCGGACCAUCUCUCCAAGUUGACGCAGUAUGCUCCCGAGCACGUUUCAAAACUUGCCCGAAUGGAAAUCCUGGACCAAGCCAGCAUCGAGAAAUUGGAAGUCGCUGCUAUAACAGCUGGAAGCCAGUCUGACCGGUCAAACCUGGUCGGGGCGGACGACCAUUGAAUGUCACAUAAUUUCACUAGUACGAUUAGUCACGCGAUCGCAGGUUACACGUUAAGAAAUAUUUGUAAGUUAC
Cuscuta campestris is the source of this 2718-nucleotide messenger RNA. The record is from the annotation of a GenBank genome assembly. NCBI's taxonomy places the organism in Eukaryota, Viridiplantae, Streptophyta, Magnoliopsida, Solanales, Convolvulaceae.